UCGAACUGCGGGGCAUCGUUGCUGGGGCCGUGUGGGAUAGUGCACUUUCAUCCGCGUUUCUCACCCUGCUCCUAACUACACCGGCUCGACAUGCUGCCGGACGCGUUCGGCUGCGCCGUGGCGAACAGGUUCGGGAACCUGCUCGACGACGACGGAGACCCGCUCGACCUCCUCAGCCAGGCGGAGCUGGAGAAGGAGAAAAUGAAGAUGAAGAAGAAGAAGGAGGAGGAGAGGAAGAACAGGAACAAGAAGCCCGGCCAGAAGGAGUCCCAGAAGGACCGGCGCUGCUCGGACCUGGCUGCAGUUUGCAAGCAGCCAGCAUGUCCUGCAGUGGCUGAUGGCAGAGAUGCAGGGAAUGCCCAGAGGGGCACGAGGAGACCUGCUGCUGCUGGGCAACGGAGAUUCAACCAAGAGCAACCGCCUCUGGAGUUCUCAGUCUCCAGGCCCUCCUAUACUGAUGACUCUUACCUCGGGGGAAGAGGAGGGAUUAGAGGCAGGAGAGGAGCAAGAGGUGGAGGAUUCCCAAGGAACACUGACAACUUCAAUCUGAGAGGCAAGAGAGAAUAUGAUCGACACAACGCCACAGGUAUCUCUCCAGAGGAGAAAAGAGGAGGCAGAGGACCCUGGAACUGGGGUUGUGUUGAUGAAACUGCAAGUGAACUGAUGGAGGUGACGUCUGAUACUACGGUCAAAACUGAGGAUCCCCAAAAACUCGUGGAGGGGGAGAAUAUGGAUCAGGCAACAGGCGAAGAGGACAAAGAGAUGGUGGUCCAGGUUGCCAUGGAAAUGACUCUGGAUGAGUGGAAGGCCAUGCAGGAGACGAAUCGCUCUAAAGCCGAGUGUAAUAUCCGCAAACCAGUGGACAAGAUUCCCUCCAAAGCCAAGGUCAUCCACCAGUCCAAGCGCCUAGAGAACAUUGAGCAGACUAUUGAAGAUGAUGGAACCUUCCUGCGCAGGUCUGUUAAUGACAUCACCUCCCUCUUGGACAUAAAUUUUGGGAGUCUUGGACGACCCAGUCGCGGGGGCCGAGGAAGGGGAGCACGAGGUGGUCAGAGUACUCGCCUCGAGAAUGUCCGACCCAUAAUAGAAAGGGAGGAUGAUUUGGCACCGGAUCCAGAUGACCCAGAAGACUUUCCCGCUCUAUCAGCAGGAAAAUAACUGAAUUUACUCAUUAACCUUCUGCCACAACAUUGUUCACAUUUCUGUUGGGUUUUGGUUGCACUGAAUACUGUUCAAUAAAUGCUUUUGCAAGGUGUUCUGUUUUGAAGGAAACAUCAGACUUAGACCUUUUUCUUCCCUU
Molecule: messenger RNA, 1300 nt
Organism: Cololabis saira (Pacific saury)
Lineage: Eukaryota; Metazoa; Chordata; Actinopteri; Beloniformes; Belonidae
Product: intracellular hyaluronan-binding protein 4-like
Exons: 9
Coding region: 91-1158 (355 amino acids)
Biological process (GO): positive regulation of translational initiation; positive regulation of RNA splicing
Cellular component (GO): cytoplasm; nucleus
Molecular function (GO): RNA binding
Source: RefSeq, a predicted model, not a curated record